AUGUCGAUCGAUCCUGCCAUUCCUGUUGCAUCUUUUGCAUGCGAUGUCUUGAAGUGCGUAGCUGUUCCUGUCAAGCGCCAAUUCGGAUACGUGAUCUCCUCCAAGAGCUACGCCCAGGAUCUUCAGAAGGAAGUCGGGAAGCUGACGUACGAGGCUGAGAGGAUCCACAAUGCCGUCGAAGUGGCCAGAAACAAUCGUCAUAUAGUCUACAGUCAAGUCACCGAGUGGCACGAAAGUGCAGAGAAGACCUUGAAGGAGGCGGGAGAGAUGUUGGGAGAGUUCGAAAAGGCGAGCAAGAGUUGCUGCUACGGGACUCUUCCCGACCCCAGUUGUCGCUAUCAGUUCAGCAGGAAGGCCAAGGAUAAGAUCGAGCUCCUUCAGCGACUCGCUCGAGAUUGCAGUGAAUUCACGGAGAUCUCCUUCAUUGAUCCUACUCCGGGGAAUGUCACUGCGGCCUCCGCUCCUCCUGCCAAGGACGAUGGCGUCUUCGAAUCCAGAGCUUCGAUCAAACGUAAAAUCAUGGCCGCUCUUGCUGAUAACCGCAACAGCGUGGUUGGGGUUUAUGGGAUGGGCGGGAUCGGCAAGUCCACCCUUUUGGAAGAGGUUGAAAGAAGAAUAAGGGAAGAGAGGUCGUUCGAUCUGGUCGCUAAGGCCGACGUGUCGGAAAAUCCAGUCGAGAGGAUUCAAGAAGAGAUCGCGUACGGGUUGGGCCUUAGUGACAUAAAGAAGGAAAAGAAUGUCCGCUUGCGAGCGAAGCUUCUGCGUGAGAGGCUAGAAGAUGAGGAGAGGACGAAACAAGAAGACGAGAAACAAGAAGAUGAGGAGAGGACGAAACAAGAAGAUGAGGGGAAGAAGAAGAAGAAGAAGAAGAAGGUGGAGAGGACGAAACAAGAAGAUGAGGAGAGGACGAAACAAGAAGAUGAGGGGAAGAAGAAGAAGAAGAAGGUGCUCAUAAUACUGGACAACUUGUGCGAAGGGCUUGACUUGAAAUCAGUGGGCAUUCCUUGCGGACACGACAACAAAGUCAUAGGAUGCAAGUUGCUGUUGACUUCAAGAUUCCAAGAUGUUUUGAGCAGGGAUAUGGGCUGCGACAGGGACUUCCUCCUGGAUGCACUGAAGGAGGAAGAGGCAAAAAGACUGUUUGAGAGGACGGUGGGCGACAAAGUUCAUCACGAUCCAUUCAAAUCCUUGGUGGAUGAAGCUCUCAACAUAUGUGCAGGUUUGCCUUUCCUAAUUAUUGCAAUGGCGAAUGUUUUUAGAGACGCCGAUUUUCCCGUAUGGAAGGAUGUUUUGAGACAAAUCAAGAUGUCUACAAACAGAGGACUCAGUGAGAGGAUAAACAAGAUGUUGCAGUUGAGCUAUAAUCGUUUCAAAGGGGAGGAUGGCAAGGAGGUGAAGUCAUUGUUACGGCUAUGUGUCGUUUAUGGUGUCUCUAAGCCCUCUCUUGAAAACUUGGUGAGGUAUGGCGUGGGUUCGAGGUUAUUUCGAGAAGAUAGCAGCAUGGAAGAAGUGAGAGACAGGUUGAGCUCACUGAUCCAAACCCUGAAAGCCUCCUCCUUUUUGUUAGCAGACGAGAAAGAUGCUGAUGUUUUCAAGAUACACGACUUGGUUCGUGGAUUCGUUGCCUCGGUAGCUUCAAGAGAUGACCCUCUUCUGGUGUUGAAAAAUCAUGAUAAGUCGGUGAUAGAGUUGCCGAAGGACAAGCUCAAAAGUUGCACAUCGGUAUGCUUUCCCUACGUCGACAUGGAGGAGCUUCCUGAAGAGUUAGAUUGCCCUGAAAUGCGGAUCUUUUUGUUGUUCGCAAACAAUGAAUCUCUUAAGGUCCCAAGCUCAUGUUUCAACUCUAUGCGAAAACUCAUGGUCUUACAUCUUUCUCGAGUGCAGCUCACUCGUUCACCUUCGCCGUUCCAGUUCUUGGAAAACUUACACACUCUGUGCCUAAAUGAUUGUUCGUUAGAGGAUGUAGCCAUGAUCAGCGAGCUAAAACGGCUAUGUGUUCUCAGCUUUGCGAACUCCAAAAUUCAACGAUUGCCAAAAGAAAUUAGACAAUUGGUGGAGCUACGGUUGUUAGACUUAAACCAUUGCUCAAAACUUGAGAUAAUUGAACCGGGUGUGCUUGGGAGCUUGAUGAAAUUGGAGGAGUUGUAUAUGGAGAAUAGUUUUGAUCGUUGGAAUGCCGUGGAGCAAACUCCGCCAACUAAUGCCGGGCUCAUUGAGUUGAACAAAUUGAAGAAUCUCUAUACUUUGCAUGUGUCCAUUCUCGAUCCGAGUGUGCUCCCAGAGGAUCUAAAUGUUGAGAAACUAACCAAGUACCAAAUCCGGAUAGGUGAUGUGCCACGCCAGCGAAUUCGCAUUGGAUCGAGCAUAUUGGAGCUUACGUUGGAUCCAAUAAGCGAUAUUCUUCAGAAAGGAUGCAUACAAACUUUAUUAGCCAAAACCGAUGAUCUCUUUUUAGGCGGAUUAAAUGGAAUUGAGCAGACUAUUUGCGUGUUAUCCCAAAAAGGCUUUUCGAAAUUAAAGCACCUACAAGUCAAGAAUAGUUCCUCCGUCCAUUACGUCCUCCAAUCUCCAUCGGAUACGGAGUUUAAGAUGUUGGAGUCGUUACUUCUCGAUAACCUCAUCAACUUGGAGAAGAUAUGCAACAACCGUAUCUCCUCCAAUUCCUUCAGUGCAUUAAAGAUAGUACGAGUUGAAAACUGCAACAAGAUGGAAGUUUUGUUUCCUCUUUCAUUAUUGAGAGAACUUCCACAGCUUGAAGAGAUCCGAGUUGUUGAGUGCCACUUAAUGCGAGAGAUUGUAGAAGUUGAUGAUAGUGACAAAGUUGAGUUGCCAAAUUUGCGGGUAUUGGAAUUGCGUGACUUGCCAAAUAUCAAGAAUUUUGUCACCAAUGGGACGGCUCCUUCAAGUAGUACAUCAAAUGACCAAGUUGGCCCUCAAAUUGCAUUCUUCAACGGGCAACAGGUUUCAAUCCCAUCCUUGGAGUCCUUGACAAUGGUUGGACUUCCCAAUCUGGAAGAUAUAUGGACCGAUGAAUCUCCGUUGGGGCUGAGCAGUCUCCAAUUCCUUGAGGUCUCUAGGUGCAAAUCUCUCGCAAAGGUCAUCAACUCCAGGUCACUGGUAAAACUACGCAAGCUACACACUUUAAAUGUAGAAGCUUGUGUUUCGGUGCAAGAAAUUUUUGACCUCGACGGACUAGGCACCAGUGCAAAUAUCGAAACUUUUUCUGAGCUAGACACCAUCUCUAUAAGCGGAUUACGAAGCUUGAGGUGCAUAUGGAACAAGAAUCCUUGUGGAAUUGUGAGAUUCCAUAAAUUAAAGCAAUUAGAGGUGUCUCAUUGUGAGAACCUCGGGUUUUUGUUUUUCCCAUCCAUGGUUCAAUCUCUCCCACAAUUGAGAGAACUAGAGGUACGACAUUGCGAGAAGAUGGAGGCAAUCAUUAUAGAGGAUGAAGGGUCGAGAAUAGAAACAUCAGAAACUCUAGUAUUCUCGAUGUUGACCAAUUUAUGGGUUGUAGGUUUGGAAAGUUUGACGUGCUUCUCUCGCAGAAAGUGUUCACAAGAAGCUUGGAGUGAGGAUUGUCUCAAAUCAUGCUACACUACUCUCUUCAAUCAAGAGGUUGCGUUUCCUUGCUUGGAGACAUUACACAUCUGGAGUAUGGAUAGCAUUGAGACAAUAUGGGACAAUCAAGUUGCUACGGCGUCUUUCUGCAAACUAAAGUCACUCAGUGUUUUUAUAUGCAACAAGCUAGUGAACAUUGUUCCUUCUUACAUUCUUGGACAGCUCAAGAGCUUGGAAAGUUUGGAGCCAGUGAGUCCUCUAGAUGGACAUCCCAUUGCUCGUUUCCCGCUAAAAAAGUUGGAGUUAGCUGGAUUAUCAAAGCUAAAUAGUGUAUGGGAUAAGGAACUUCACAGUCAAGUCAAAUUCCAGUGUCUCCAUUCCGUUACCGUUUCCAGAUGUGAGAGCCUCACCUCUCUGUUUCCAGCUUCAUUAGCUCGGGAUCUAAUGCAACUUGAGGAGUUGAAGAUCGAUGGAUGUGGUGGCAUUGUGGAACUCAUCGAGAAGGAAGGACUAGUUCCCAGGGAUGUGUUCCCUAAGUUAACCUGCCUCGAGCUUAACCAUCUACCAGAGUUGAAGUGCAUCUACACAGGAACACAUGCUCUACGUUGGCCGGCAUUGAAGACCUUGGAGGUGGAUGGCUGUAACAAAGUGGAGAUACUUGCUUCGCAACCUGAUAAUGAGAUGCCACUUCAUAAACAACCUCUCUUCUUGAUAGAAAAGGGCGCAUUCUCAAAUCUGCAAGAGUUAAAAUUGGAUUUAUGUGGACGGAUGGAGUUAUGGCAUGGGCAUUCUCAUGACGGAGAAUUCUUCUGCAAGGUUAGAGUUCUCGAGCUUCAUCAUUUCUCGAAGGAAUCUACAAUAUCCACAUGUCGUCUUGUUCGGAGUUUAACCAGCUUGCAAGAGCUGGUUGUACGUAAUUCUGAUAUAGAAGAGCUGAGCAACAUUGUGGAAGCCAAAGAAGGCCCAAGGCACGAGCUAAAAGUAAUACCACCAUUUUCCAGAUUUUUUCAACAUCUCAAGACUCUAGAUGUGUCAUUUUGUGAUGGGUUAUCAAAGAUGUUCACACCGACAAUAGCUGGAAAUUUGGUGGAACUCACGAAAUUGAGGAUAAGUAAAUGCAAAAUGUUGACAGAAGUCAUUUGUGAUGAUGGAGGUGAGGAGGGGCUUGUGGUGGUUUUCAAUCAAUUGAAGUAUAUGGAGCUUGAUGGGUUGACGGGCUUGAGAUGUUUCAGCUCAAGUAAAUACGCUUUAAUGUUCCCACUCUUGGAAGAUGUCAUUGUGAGUGGAUGUUCCUGCAUGAAGUUCUUUUCUGAGGGACCAAUAAAGGCGCCAAAGUUGGAGAGAGUACAAGUCUCAAGAGAAGCGUGGUUUUGGGAGGAAAACCUCGACAUCACCAUCCAAAAUAUGUUUAAAGAAAUGGCUACGGUUGCGGGAGUAAAGUCGAUGCGGCUGUCUGAGUUCCCCGAGCUAAUUGAAAAAUGGCACAGCGAACUUAUUCCCAUCAAGCCCUCUUGGCAAUUAGAAUCACUGGCGGUGGAUAAAUGUCCAUCAUUUACUAACGCUAUUCCAUCAAGAUUGAUACCUGUUUUAAACAAAGUGCAAAGAUUGCAUGUGCGCGAUUGCGAGUCGCUAGAAGAAGUAUUCAAUCUUGAAGGGCUGGAGCGUGUGCGAAGCACUCGGUUGCUGCCUAUCUUACAAGAACUAGAGUUGGUCAAUCUACCAAAGUUGUGGCGACUAUGGAACAACCACCUUCAAGGGACGCUGCGCUUCGAUAUGAUAUUUGGGCUCACCCUUUAUAAUUGCAGCAACUUGAGACAUGCUUUCACUCCAUCGAUGGCUCGGUGUAUUGUCAAUCUACAGUGGAUGGAAAUAAAGGAGUGUGGUCAAAUGGAAGGAGUGAUCGCAGAGGAAGAAGGGCAGGGAAGCGCAGUGGAGAAGAUUACAUUUCCUUAUCUUAAACGGAUGACGUUGGAAUGCUUGCCUAAUAUGACUAAUUUUCUCUCGGGGAAGAACCGUCCGCUGGAAUGCCCUAGAUUAGAAGAGUUGACCAUUGCCUACUGUCCCAAGAUGAGAAGCUUAACUUGGCAACCUUCGAUGGAGAUCGACCACCGCGCUCCUUCACUUUUUACUCCGGAGGUACAAUUUCCUAAGCUUGGGUCGAUAUUUCUCUCUCACAUGGAAAAUUUGAGCAAAAUAUGGACAGACAGUCCUCGAUAUACUCUCACUUUUGAACAUUUACGAGAAGUGGAGGUUGAGAAUUGUAAGAGCCUUGAAAAUCUGUUUCCGCGUUGGGUGGCUGCAAGUCUAAACCAAUUGGAGAAACUUCGAGUGGAGUUUUGUGCAAUCAAGGAAAUAGUCGCAAAGUUUCUGCCCUGA
This is a messenger RNA of Rhodamnia argentea, 5934 nucleotides long. RefSeq lists its product as uncharacterized. Gene Ontology annotation, molecular function: ADP binding. The record is from RefSeq and is a predicted model, not a curated record. The transcript has 9 exons. Lineage: Eukaryota; Viridiplantae; Streptophyta; Magnoliopsida; Myrtales; Myrtaceae. Bases 1 to 5934 code for a protein of 1977 amino acids.